Messenger RNA from Helobdella robusta, 1416 nucleotides. RefSeq lists its product as hypothetical. The coding region runs from base 1 to 1416 and encodes 471 amino acids. Lineage: Eukaryota; Metazoa; Annelida; Clitellata; Rhynchobdellida; Glossiphoniidae. The transcript has 2 exons. The record is from RefSeq and is a predicted model, not a curated record.
AUGGAGGAUACGGUAAAAUUGAAAUCUCUCUUGGCUGAAUUUAUAUUGAAUUCGUGUGGAAAUACAUUCAAGUAUUCAGAUGAGCUCAAUGUCCAGUGCUUGAUCGGCGUAACUGUUGACAACAAAAAUGUUUUUCUUAUAAAUAUCAAUGAAUCUAAUUCUAAAUGUAACUUAAAUAAUAAUAACAAUAAUAACAUAAAUAAUAAUAAUAGUUUGUUAGUCAACAUCAACGCGACUAACUCGUCUUGCACGAGCAACACCAAGUCUGAUCAGGCAUUACCAAAAGUUGUAUCAGAACGAAGACACACAGAAUGUGUGGCUAUUGAUCAUGAUGGUGGUGGUUAUGCAGAAGUCCAGAAGUGCAUGAAGAUUGUGCAACAUCCCACCGGACUGGUCGAGCAAAAGGAAGUUCAGUGGAAAACAUACUCGGUUGACGGAAAGUUGUUGGAAGAAAAAAAAGUUGAGGAGAUCCAGCCAGUUGAUGAAACGCAAACAAUUCCUGGAAAUGAUGCUGAGACAGAGGAAUACAUGCCUAAUGAUGCUGCAAAUUAUGAUCAGGAACAAAAUUACAAUGAAUAUUAUGAAGAGUACACCGAGGAUCAGUUAUACGAUGCUGUCAAUGAUAAUCAAUAUUAUUAUCCAUAUGGCGAACAACAACAGUUGCAGCAACAGCAGCAGAUGUUUUGUGGUCCAACUGGUGCUGGAGGUAAGGGUGGAACAUUGAAAAGAGGCAGAGGAAGAGGACAGCACUCAAAUGUUACCAAUAAACAAAAGAUACAGCAGCAAAGCAUGGCACAGAAGCAACAUCAACAACAUUCAAGUGGUCAGCCCCCUUUCAAAAAGUUCCAUGGAGCCAACAGCAAGCAGAAUCUUCAGAUGAGAAACUAUCAGCAAACCAAACAGACUAAUGCUACACGAAAACAAUCUCAGCAAUUUCAACAGCAGCAGCAACAGUCUCAUUUUCAACAGACAUCCACUUUUACACAUCCUCAACAACAAUUUCAUCCACGACAACAACAACAAAGAAAACCAGCACCACAGCAAACUUUUCAGAACUCUCCAAGGUUUCAGCAACAGCAUCACCAACAACAAUUCCAUCUACAACAACAGUCUUCCAAAUUAAACCAACAACAACAUCAACAGCAAAUGAAACCUCCACGAGUGCGAAAAGUAACAUAUAAGCAGAACCCAACACUUGUAAACAAAGCAGUAAAAAUGGUGCAUGAAGGAGCAAUAACAAUAAAAGAUGCUCUGAAAAAAUUUAAUCUAUCAAGGGUCGACUUUUCAAAAUGUUUGAAGAUGAGUUCAUCUGCAAACGAUGCUGAGGAGGAGGAGGAGGCAGAGGAGGUUGCGGAAGAUGAAGAAGAAGAAUGGGAUGAAGAGGGCAAUGACAUGAGCAAUUAUGAAGAAUAUUAA